AUUGAUGGCCCUUACUAAUAGGGUCUCUUAAGUCACUAGCAAUUUAUUGAAGUGCUUCCUCUUUCAAUUGUCUUUCUCAGAGAUUUUUUACAGUAAGUGCAUCCUCUUCAAUGUGCAGGUUCCUGACAUUGAAGGAUCAAAGGAAGACCGAUGUGAACUUACCAGAACUCCUUAUGGGAGACUGUUUAUUAAUGAGGAGAUAAAUUCAUACCUCGAAUCUUUGUUUGAAAUGAUUGUUGCUCGGGGACCCAGUGUUGGGCUGAAUGUAUCAUUGUCGCGCUUUGAUUUCUUUCAUGGUCAUGUCUUUCUUGGCAGAGACUCUGGAAGACUUGGGAUCUUGUUCCAUGCUAAGGAGUAUCCAGCAUAUGAUAAGGAGGUCUUUCCUUGCAACAUGGGCUACUGCCAAAUAGGAACUAAUGUUUCUUAUGACGAUUCAAUGAAUUUGCGUAACAUAUUGUGGCUAGCUCCAUUAGCUAGUAACUCCUCAAAUGAAUGGUUAGCACCAGGAGUCUUAGUUGUCCUGGAUCCACGUCCAACUGGAGUCAUAUACAAGGACCUCAUACCCGAGUAUGUUCAAAUUGCCAGGACCCUGUAUGAAGAUGAUUUUGGGGACGUUGCUUUUGAUGUUAACUACCUAAACACAGGAGGUGAACCACCUAAGUUUCAAAUUUUCAUUUGCUGACCUCUUUGGAAACGUUUGACUGUCAAUUUGCAGUUUCACGAAUAUUUGAUUCUAGCGCAUUCAAGUGGAUGGUUGUUUGGAAAAGGAUUUAUUUGACGGGGAUAUUACUAUUGUAAUCGCGAGUCUUAGUCAUUUAGUUUGUGAGGGGAAAUCCUUAUGACAAAUAUCCUCUCUGGAUUAUACUGUGAAGCUUGGACAAUGAAACAAUGAUUGAACUGUGGGAUGUAGAGUAGGAUUUGUGGGUUCAUAGAAACCCAAUAGCUUUGUUUAUUCCACGUUUAUAUGAUAAGAAAUCCAUUAAACAUUUAAUAUUUAAUUGUAAACUCAGUUAUUA
Solanum verrucosum is the source of this 1016-nucleotide messenger RNA. RefSeq lists its product as uncharacterized. Lineage: Eukaryota; Viridiplantae; Streptophyta; Magnoliopsida; Solanales; Solanaceae. Bases 230 to 682 code for a protein of 150 amino acids. The record is from RefSeq and is a predicted model, not a curated record. The transcript has 7 exons.